ACGAACGUUCUGUGUAAACAGCAGUUAUAAAAUCAUAGUGAUUCCACUAAUUUGUUGUGUUUCCUUUCUUUUGCAGACCGAUGUUCUAAGAAGAUUACAUAUAAAUGAAGUAACAUCGACUCGUAUCCUGUUGUAAGUUUUUAAUUUGCCUAAAAUGAUUCAAGACAAGGGACUAUUAACGGGAAUGCUGCGGGCGUCCAUCCUUACGCUGUGUAAGCAAGCUGUGUCUUGUGAAACGAAGUUAAAAGUAGACGGUAUUGUGUGCAUUACACUAGAGAAUGAUUCUCAACAAAUCGUUAUCAAUUUUCACGAAAAUCUUCGAGGGGAGGGUCCAAGAACUAACACUACAACAUAUCCGUUUAAGACAAGGCAGUCUUCGUAUCCAGGACGGACAGCCUCUGAUAUAUCACCUUGUGCCUCUGAUGUGGACAGCCGCGAGGUCCUCUCUGAACCACUGUUCUCCGCGGACUCGAGCAAAAACACAGACCUUUCCUCUGAGAAUGGUCACAAUAAAAUAAAGUCCGAACCAAUGGACACUAAUGACGAUCUACCACAGUCGUCUCCUGCGAGCGAUUACAGAGUUAGCCAAGAAGCAGAGUACGACUCACAGCCUUAUCCACACGUGGCCUAUAACCCAAAGGCUGGUCCAGGUGGUCAAGACGGCGACCUCUCCCAGGACACCCGCAGUAGCUCAGGGACACCCAAUGACCCUCCAAAGUCGACUCAACUCUCACCAGGUUCCACGGAGGUACAGCCACCAAUCCGCUGUAAGCAGUGCGGUGACAGUUUGCCGACCACGCAAGCGUUUGAAGAACACAGCGCCAUGGUUCACGGCACCUUUACGUGUUCGUACUGCCACAAUACAUUCACAUCAAAGCCAAAUCUACAACGACACAUUCGUCUGCACACUGGACAAAAGCCUUAUUCAUGCACACAGUGCCCAAGUCGCUUCAGCCGAAUGGACGACCUGAAAGGUCACAUCCUUAAACACCAGUAUCCGAAACCGUUCCGCUGUAACCUAUGUGGACGAGGUUACACAGACCGGUCGUGUCUCCGAAACCACAUGAGGAAGGAGCACAACAGUACUCUGCUGCAUGUCUGCUCCAAAUGCGGAGAGGGCUUUGACAACACACAGACGAGCAUGGAGCACAAGAAGGUUCACCCGGAGCUACAGCGUUUUCAGUGCAAUAUGUGCACCUUCAUCGGGACGAACCCUCUCUCUCACCACAAACACCUCCUCUCUCACAACUUCAUCGGUAAAUUGUACACUUGCAGAAAGUGCAGCUUACCGUACACUGACCCGUUUGAGUACUCCGAUCAUCUAAAACAACACCGUACGGAUCAGAACUGUAACGCGUUUGCCUGCUGCUUUUGCGACAAAGUACUGCCGUCAUACGACCAAUUUGUCCGCCAUGAGCACAGUCACGUGCAGAACAAAGGUCACACGUGUCACGUGUGCUCCUCACAGCUGAAGACCUCUUCCAUGCUCAAGCUGCACAUGUUAACUCACAACGAUGGCGCGAGUCCUGUAGGCUCAGACGACGACCGGGACGACAGUAAAGGUGGCAGUCAGUACUGGUGCACUGAAUGCAACACGGGCUUUUCUUCCGAAGUCUGUCUUGGUGACCACAUCGCCACUGUUCACGAAAACCGAAGCCCAACAGAGAAUCUUAAGACGAUAGCAAUUGACGAGAUCAAAUCUGACCACAAUCAGAACCAUUACAAGGCCGAAGAGUUUCCGGAUGCUGAGAAACUUGACGACCAUUCAACGUCCGUUGAUCAUCCGCUCGAUAUGAGGACACACCAGCCCAGGCGUUCACCUUAUCCCAGGCGCGGAGUGCGCAGCUCGUACCGGCCAUUGAGUUCACCUCCUCUGUCAUUUCCCUUCAUGACACCUGACAACUAUCCGCCACACCUGAACAUAGAACAUCCCUUUCGGAUGUAUGACGUACCCACACACCUGCCCGCCUCUUUCUUAAUACCCAUGAUGCCAGGUCCUCCUAGGGGCCCUACUGACAGCGUCUCUACCGGAAGUUCCACGGGUGAGUCGCCACCUGCCGUUGACACCACAGAAGAGUCAAAUCAGAGUCCGUCUCCUACAAAUGAACGCAUUACUCAGUCAACGUCAACGUCAACGACGUUUGAUCGAAUCACCACACCCGACGUCAUGUUUAGGCUGCGCAACUCUGUGUUUCGCUGUGAUUUGUGUGAUUCCCAGUUCAACAGUUUCGAGAGCAUAGAAGCCCACAGCAACCAGAAGCAUAAGCGGUACCUUUGCGACUACUGCGGCAAAUCGUUCACGGCCAAACCAAACAGGGACCGUCACGUGCGGUACCACACAGGAGAGCGCCCCUAUCGCUGUGAGCUCUGUAAGCAGUCGUUCUUCCGCGGAGAUGACUUGAAGUACCACCGUACCACCCGUCACUCCAGUCACAAGCCACACCGCUGUACCGUUUGCAGUGCAACCUUCGCCUGGCCAAAAGAUCUAGACCGCCAUAAUCGGACCCAUGUGUAGAAUGUUGAUCAUAUCAAGACACAAACCGUAUUGUGUCGUUCAUUUAUUCGAAUUAUUCUCAGGACUUUUGGUGAAUUAAAUGAUCACAGCGAAUUUGGUAGCUCAAAUAUCCUAAAAAAGAAAUAAGGAAAAAGCUGUGGCAAAGAAAAUGACUUUCAUGUGUCACAGAGACUAAAAACCUCUUGCAUUAUAACAUUGUGUAAUAUUUAUGCUUAGACCUUUAGUCAACAAAAGGUUGCCCUGAUUAAAAAUAUAGCUUUGCAUUUAUAGAUUUGAAUGUUCAUGUCCAUGCCUGUAAUAUGUUUUCCUAUGUUCUUUUUAAAACCUGUUCAAUUCGAAAAUAUUUGUUAGAUGUAAUGGUGCUAUAGAACUACAUUAUAAUGAAAUAAGUGUCAUAAUAACUCCUGAUUGUGGAAAUCGGAAUCUUCCAGAAAAGUUAUAGAGUUAAACAUGAUUUUAGUAUUUUAUGCAUUAAUCUAUGACUUUGUUUUAGCGAGAACAGAAGUACGUUUAUUUUUUUAAUACAUUUAACGCGGGAAAUUUGCUAUCUGUCAUUUUGCAUGACAGUUUAUUGGUCGGCAAUGGUCUCCAAUGAAUAUUCCAGGCAAAUGCCUACUGCAGUUCUUAACGUUAUGGGUAUAUUUAUAUCUUCAUGAAAUUUGUGUAUUUCUUUACUACCUUGAAUAAUUUUUUUGAUAGUUUUGGGGUUUAAAAUCCAAGCAAUUGUCCUUGCAGCCAAUUUACUAAUUUAUGACAUUAUUGCUUGAUUGUCUUUGAAUUGACAGUAUAUGUAUAUUUUUUUAGGUUAGAUAUGCGUUAUACAUUACUUUUGCCAGCAUUGAAUGUAUAGAUUCGAAAAGAUGCAUUUCAGUACUUCAUCUAUUUCUGAAUAUUUUAAAUUUAUUGAUUGAACUUUAUGCUCAACAUGAUAAUACCUCUUCUUGGGUCUCAUAUUCUACAUACUUGCCAUAUUUGUUUGUAAAUUUGUAUAUUUUUAUCAAAAUUUCUUAUGUGCCAUCGUUGCCAAUUGAUGGGUGCUCAUUAAAUGGAAUUCCUGGUGAUAUUAUUUGAGAAUACUUAAUUUGGAAUUGCACGUGUCAUCGCGCAAGUCACUUUAAAACACAGGCUACUGUAAUUCAUCGUUUGGGUUUCAGUUGCCAUUGUUGAUAAACCACCCAUGAAAUGUAGCCAAACGUUGGCAAAGAGACAGAGAGAUGUGUGUUUUAAUGGGUAUUUAAUGAGACCCCAGCCCCAGCAAACUUGUAGUGCUAAUGCUAAGAAACGAGUGUAAACGACAUGUUCGGUUCACUUUAAACAUUUUUUUACAAUUUUUUUUUUUGAAACUCGUUUGCGAUGUGCCGAAAGAAAGCACGUCAUGGAGUUCUAUGGGCAGUACCAUUAACAACAGCUAUGUAAUAGCGGAAGAUGCUGCCUUAUUAGUCGCCUGCAAAUCACACAUACAUUAAAGCAUUUUACAAGCUUAUUUCAUUUUUAAAUUCUGCCGAAAAAAAAAACAUAGUCCUAGUUUUUUAUAUGAAACUGCUAUCCUAUUAUUGUGAAUAGCUGGUGUAAUUUGUUGGCAUAAGGAAAACGCCGGUGAAAUGUACAACAUUGUUUACCGGUAAACCUAUUGUCUUUUGUUGCGCAAUAAAACUGAA
Liolophura sinensis is the source of this 4173-nucleotide messenger RNA. Its product is annotated as zinc finger protein Xfin-like. The record is from RefSeq and is a predicted model, not a curated record. Gene Ontology annotation, molecular function: RNA polymerase II cis-regulatory region sequence-specific DNA binding; DNA-binding transcription factor activity, RNA polymerase II-specific. The transcript has a single exon. Lineage: Eukaryota; Metazoa; Mollusca; Polyplacophora; Chitonida; Chitonidae. Gene Ontology annotation, biological process: regulation of DNA-templated transcription. Bases 155 to 2515 code for a protein of 786 amino acids.